UCAGCUGGAGCUUCUUCGCAUUAAUGUAUUUGGGUUCUCAACACUACGAACGUUUCACGCAAACUAAAUUAUAAACGAAGAAUUCACAGUUGUCUUUAUUCACCAUGUCAUCACCUCCGAAAGAUAAAGAUAAAGAAUUAAAAGCUGGUCAUCCGCCAGCAGUCAAGGCGGGAGGAAUGAGAAUAACUUCAAAGCAUCAUCAACCUCAGCAUCCAGCGCCGACACCUGAAGAGAAAGCCGAAGAAGAAGAAUUCGCGGAGCCUAAGGAAAAGGUCUCAGAUCAGAAAGUUGUCGUCUCAGGAGUGUUGACAAAGGGAAAUGCUGACUUUAAAGCAGAUGCUAUUAAGGUGGCCCAUGAGAAGCCCAUGCCGCAACAUGAAAAACGACCCGCUGGUGGUGGGGGAAAGACCACAGCAAUGCACAUUCAACAACCAAGGAAGCAGUAGAGAUUUUAAAAUUGAACCUAACCAGAAAAAUGAAUUAUCAACUCUUUGUGAACAAAAAACAUUCCAUAUUUGGUACUUAGUGUUUUCUUUUCUUUUUGUGUUACCCAAGACUGCUUUACACACUUAAGUUUAAAGGGUAAAUAUGUUUAGUAACUCUAAUGCAUGUUGCCUCAUUCCUUAUGCACUGCGUUCUAAAAAUUAACAAAUUAAUUGAACUUCCAAAGUUGUUGACACCCCAGUUAAAUGACUGCUAGAAGUUAGACAAUCUGCAAACUUCAUUACAUUCAGGUAAUUCCCUAGUAAACUGAUGUGUCUCAUGAACACGAUAAAAAAUAAUUUUAUCAUUCAACUCCUAUCCUUUUCCUUAAAAUGAGAUAAUGAAUUUGUGUAUGCUGUGGACAAAAUGUCUCAAUAAAUGAGUAACUAUAAAUAAAAUUAAUAACGUUGUCACCCAGUUCUUUUUUGUCAUAUAUCACUUUAACAUGCAAGUUUAUGCUACAGUGUAAAAGAGCUAUUGGUGAUUAGCGAUUUUUAAUUGCUAGGCAAAUGAGGAAACAUGCAAGUUUAUGCUAUGGUGAUUAGCUAUUUUUCAUUGCUAGGCAAAUGAGGAAACACAUUCUGAGGGGAAAAAAUUCCUUUAUUUUUACUCAGAGAAAACAAAUUCAAAACACUCAUUCUUGCAAAAAUUAUUUAAAAAAAAAACAACUUGGAAACAUUUCAUUUACUGAGAGUAUCAGUUUAGGAAUCUGCAUGCCCAGUAUGUACAAAAUAGAAGCAAAGACAACAUCUUAAUAAAAAAGAAAGUCUUGGUUGUA
Molecule: messenger RNA, 1261 nt
Organism: Stylophora pistillata
Lineage: Eukaryota; Metazoa; Cnidaria; Anthozoa; Scleractinia; Pocilloporidae
Product: death-associated protein 1 homolog
Biological process (GO): negative regulation of autophagy; cellular response to amino acid starvation; apoptotic signaling pathway
Molecular function (GO): death domain binding
Source: RefSeq, a predicted model, not a curated record